Molecule: messenger RNA, 973 nt
Organism: Equus caballus (horse)
Lineage: Eukaryota; Metazoa; Chordata; Mammalia; Perissodactyla; Equidae
Source: RefSeq, a predicted model, not a curated record
GAAGUCACCUUGCAGAUGAUGCAGGAAAAACCAGCAGCACAGGUGGAGGAGGUCUGUAAGUUCCUGGGCCACACCCCUGCCUUCCUCUCCCUGACCAAGUAUUUAGAAGGAAGAACGACCAGCAGCUCUGAUCUGGGCAGACUUUCAAGGAAGAUGCAGCCACUCCUGCUCUUGUUGGCCUUUCUUCUGCCCUCUGAGCCUGCAACAGGAAUCAUCAUGGGAGGACAUGAGGCGAAGCCCCAUUCCCACCCCUACAUGGCAUGGAUUCAGAUUAUGGAUGAGGAGAUGCCCAGUAGAUGUGGUGGUGUCCUCGUGCAAGAGGACUUUGUUCUGACGGCUGCUCACUGCUGGGGAAGCUCAGUCAAGGUGACUCUGGGGGCCCACAACAUUAAGAAGCAGGAGAGGACCCAGCAGGUCAUCUCUGUGAUAGAAACCAUCCCCCACCCACACUAUAAUCCUAAGAAGUUCUCCAAUGAUAUUAUGUUACUAAAGCUGGAGAGAAAGGCCAUGCAGACUGCAGCUGUGAGGCCCCUCAGCCUGCCCAGGGGCCAGGCCCAGGUGAGGCCCGGAGAGGUAUGCCAUCUAGCCGGCUGGGGGCAAGUCAACCCAAGAGGCAGAUUGUCCGACACUCUGCAGGAGGUGGAGCUGACUGUGCAGCAGGAUCAGGUGUGCAAAUCCCAGUUAGACAAUUAUUACAACAGUACCACUCAGCUGUGCGUGGGGGACCCGAAGGAAAAGAAGUCUUCCUUUAAGGGGGACUCUGGGGGCCCUCUUGUGUGUAAGAACGUGAUCCAGGGCAUUGUCUCCUAUGGACGAAUCAGCAGGACAUCUCCACGGGCCUUCACCAAAGUCUCAAGUUUUUUACCCUGGUUAAACAAAAUGAUGAAAAGCCUCUAACUGUUGGAACCAGGCCAUCUUCUCUGGAGCUGAUCCAGAAUGACACCAGUAACUAAAUAAAUGUCUCUGAGCUGAG